GGGUAUAAUAGCUUUGCACCAUUCACUGAUCAUCAUUUGCACAAUGCAUCACAGUUGUGGUGAAUAAGUUUCAACCUGUCAUUCACACCUGCUUUUUAUAUUAUGCAUCUCUGCCACCUACUUAUCUCAUUUCUUCACAAUCAUGUUAUCAUCUUACCUUACUAUCAUCUUAUCUCACCAGGUGAUGGAGGAAGAUGGCAAUGUCUGGGACUCAGAACUGAAUGCUGCAUUCUGGGAUGAAGAUGCAGCACCACCAAUGCCACCAUCCAGCUGCCUAGCUGACAGAAGCUCAACGCUGAUAUCAGAGCAUGCUGCCCCAAAGGGCCUCAGCCAAACCAGCAGUGGGGUAAAGCAACUGCCACUAAUCAGCUCAAACCAUUCUGAUGUUUCUGGCAGUGCCGCGACAAAUGUUGUGCCGCAGUCCUCUGGCACACCGGCGGCGGCGACCCGUCCGAGGGAUUCCUCUCGGUCCGCGCCGCGCGUGCGACGCUUCUUGUACCCAUCUGCGAGCCAGAUCGCCCGCGAUACACCCGACAGACGUCGUCGACCGAGACCCGUCAUCGCCGCUCGGAGCCCGCAGACGCCGGCAGAUCAGCGCCCCGCGGCGGCCGCAGACGCGGCGCUGACUCCCGCGGAGCAGCAAGACGUAGAGGCCUGCCUGGUCACCGCCAUGGAAACCCUCGAGGACGACGGCGAUACGUUCUUCACGCAGUGUCGAGUCAGGGUGACUCCUGACCGACCUAGUGCGACGACGGUGGCGCGUGGUGAGAAGACGGUGAAGGGUGAAGAGCGAACUCCGUCCCUCCCCAUUCGCGAUGUGAAAGAGAGUGAUGAGAACACGGACACGGGCUGUGAAACUAUGAAAACCACUGGUGCUGUUCAGCUGGCUUCUGACAGCGGUAGGGCAGAAUGCUCCGGUCACGUGAGUGUUCAUGCCGCGGGACUCGGCUCAGCGACGAUAACCUCAAGUCGAGGUACUGUCCCCAGUUUACAGCCAGUGACGGGACAGUUGAAAACCCCGCAUACUGCCUCCCCAUCUGUUCAGUCACCAGCAAGCAUGAUCCGCACCGACCCCAAGAACACGAAUAUCUCGAACCGGCCAGUGACAUCGGUACCCGGCAGGACGUCCGCCGGGUGCGCCCUCCCGGCGCUGGGGAGCGAAUAUCGGACCCCCGCCGGACGGCCACCUGACCGUCCUGGACGCGUCCCGCCGGCCAAGCGCUUGUGGUCCGCCGCCGAUAACCCUGAGAGUGAAAAUGAUGAACCCGGCUGCUCCCCGGUCCUGUCCAGUCACAAAAAGAGGCGAAGACGUGAACGCCGUCCAGACGCGGUUCUUGCACCACAAUCACCCAUGGAAGUGGUUCUAGAAAAGAGCAAGAAAAUCGAAUCAGACGGAGCUGUUGGUGCUGACAAGAUGAAGAAUCCAGGCGUGCUGCCCCCACUAGAUGUGCCAGAGCCAGCAUUAGGAGACGAUCGUGGAAAUUUCGCCGGUUUCAGCACUGCUUCCGGACGUAAGCUGGCUGUCUCCGAUCAGGCGAUGAAACGAGCCGUCGCUCUGAUGCGAGAGGUUGAUGGGCCAUCAACUGGCGGCGACUUGUCCGCUCCAGCAGCAGCUUGUCGCGGCAUGAAUCUCAACAAUGACCCUACGAGUUGUGACAAGUCAGACUCAAACGCGGACACAGCAGUGCCGGUGGUUGUCUCGAAAGCUGUCUUGGAGAAUGCCGAGCACGUGUUUGCUGAUCACAUUUCUGAUCCAGCUGUUGAGAUAGAUGCUUCCAUGCGCUGUGAACUGAAGGCUUCGGGUGACAGUGCCACAAUUGAAGAAAAUGUCAUGUCUGGCCAUGCAGGCUCUCUCAAGACCGGCGUGACAGAACACCGUAAUUCAAAUCCUGAGAUGCAGGUUCCUUGCGGAUUUUCAACAGCUAGUGGGAAGCCUGUCAAAGUAUCAGACGCGGCGCUGGAAAAGGCAAAAUCGUUUCUUGACGAAGAUGUGAGUCAAUCAUUGAAGGCACGAAGCGUCACAGAGUCCCAUCCUGUUGUUGGCUUUGCAACGGCAAGUGGGAAGUCGGUAAAAGUUUCAGAUGCUGCCCUCAAGAAAGCCAAAGCAAUGCUUGACAGUGAGUAUGACGUAUCUUUGAAGGUGGAGAACGUCGCAAAGCCUCAUGCAGAACGUCCUGUUGGCUUUGCAACGGCAAGUGGGAAGUCGGUAAGAGUUUCAGAUGCUGCCCUCAAGAAAGCCAAAGCAUUGCUUGAUAGUGAGUGUGACGCAACAUUGAAGGUAGACAACGUCGCAGAGCCUCAGACGAAGCAUCCUGUCGGCUUUGCAACGGCAAGUGGAAAGUCUGUGAAAGUUUCAGAUGCCGCCCUAAAGAAAGCCAAAGCAAUGCUUGACAGUGAGUGUGACGUAUCUUUGAAUGUGGACAACGCCGCAGAUUCUCAUGCAGAACGUCCUGUUGGCUUUGCAACGGCAAGUGGGAAGUCGGUAAGAGUUUCAGAUGCUGCCCUCAAGAAAGCGAAGGCAAUGCUUGACAGCGAUUGUGACGCUUCCUUGAAGAUGAACAGCGUCGCAGAGCCUCAGACGAAGCAUCCUGUUGGGUUUGCAACGGCAAGUGGGAAGUCGGUAAAAGUUUCAGAUUCCGCCCUGAAGAAAGCCAAAGCAAUGCUUGAUAGUGAAUGUGACGCAUCUUUGAAUGUGGACAACGUCGCAGAGCCUCAUGUAGGACGUCCAUGUCAGCCUAAUGUAGGCUUUGCAACAGCAAGUGGGAAGUCUGUGACUGUAUCAGAUGCUGCCCUGAAGAGAGCCAAAGCGAUUCUUGACAGUGUUGCUAAUGAUGACGAAUCAUUGAAGCCAGACAACAACGCAGAAUCUCGGUUGGGAAACCCUGUUACUAUUGCCGGAACAAGCGGUGGUUCCGUAAAGACGUUACCAAAUGUGAGGAACGUUGAGACAAUUUGUGAUGAUGAUGAAACGAUGCCAAGCGAGAGUGCCUUCCAGGAACAUCGGCGGCCUCACGGUGGUUUUUCUACUGCUGGUGGAAGGCCCGUUGAAGUGUCCAAAGUGGCUCUGAAAAACGCAAAAGCUGUGCUAGACAGUAUCAGCCAUGAACCUUACGCCGACCCGUCAAGAGGACUGGCUGUCGAUCGUCCUUGUGGGUUCACCACAGCUGGCGGGAAUUCCGUCCAGGUAUCUGAAGAUGCCCUGAGGAAGGCCAAGGCGAUGCUGGCCAGUGUGGAAGAAACUAUGGAGACGGCAACUGUCGCGCAGGACUCCUCCAUCAACAGCAAACGACCUGAGACUGUGACGGAUGCUGCGUCGAAAAAGGCUCAAACAGAAGUUGGUGCCUUUAAGAUACCACACGUUGAUAGAUGUGCGCGACCGGGGCUGAAGCGUCGCCGACCAGUACUGGCCCACUCUUCGGUUGGUGGAAAGCACUCCGUAAGCGAAACAACGAGCCAUGGAGCAGCAGUCGCACCAGCCGUGACAACUCUUCGGCAACCUAAGGUUCGGUUCCUUUGCUGUGACGAUCUUUCACAUGAUAAUGCGGAUCUACAGUCGGACGCUUGCGCGUCUAAGCGGACGAGUACCGCAACUACUGCUCCAGUCGCAAAAAGCCGUGCUGCUCCUGUUGAAAGCCUGACUGAUGGUGGAGGAACCUCACACCAGACAUCUCACAUCGCAACAAGCCCGGGACCACCAGCGACAGUCGUCUCUUCUGACCACGAUCAGAACAAUACGCGGUGUGUGGAGGACGAGGCCGAGUCGAACACAUUUGGUCUGACUCAGCUGCUGGAUGAUCGGUUCGAGUUCACUCAGGUGGUGACCGAUCGGCAGCGGCUGGCGGAGGAGGAGCGCUCCACGAGCCCGGUGCUGGGCACGCCUGGGCGCGCCGGCCGCCGGCGCCGCUCGGCCCAGCCGGCCGUGUUCCGCACCCCGUACAGGAGCGGACCGGCGCUGCACGCACCGACCAAGGAGUCGCACACACCGGCCGCUCCGCCGCCGUCCGAACCUCCUCCAGCGGUCAUGGCUGCCUCUUCAGCCCCAACUGAGAGCGCCUCUGGAGACGGCAGGCGGGAGGUCCGCGCGGAACAGCAGCGGCGGCAGGCGGAGCGGGCGGCGGGAGCGGACCGGCGGGUCGUCCGAUCGGUCGGCAGUCUGAUGCAGAGUCGGCAGGAGGUGGCGGCGGCCGGCACCGGGAGGAAGCCGCUCAGAGAGGCGCUGGGACCGCGGCCCGCCAACCUCACUCGGGACGAGCUGCAAUCACUGGACGUUCCUGCCGAAGUUCUGGAUGUUACUUUCGCCUCUGCGUCCUCAUAUCGCUUCAAAUGCACCGAGACAAUGAUUUCCGCGGACGGGUGUGUGGUGGUGCCGGCCGACGACGAUACGGUGGGUGUGGCCGAGCUACGCUCCGCCCUCCUCUCCUCCUGCGGCGUCCAACCGAGCCUGGUACCCGAGCGAUGGGUGGAGAACGCCUUCCGACACGUGGUCUGGAAGCUGGCCGCCUACGAGCGCCAGUUCCCAGAUGAGAUGGCCGGCAGGUGUCUGACGGUGGAGGAGGUGGUUCGCCAGCUGCGGUACCGCUACGACCGAGAGCUGGACCGGUGUCAGAGGCCGGCACUGCGCCGAAUCACAGAGGGCGACGACACCGCCGCCAAGACGCUCAUACUCUGUGUGGCGGAAGUGAACACGACGGCCGAGGGCGUCCGCCUGGUGGUGUCGGACGGCUGGUACUGUAUCCCCGCCCAGGGAGACUCGGCCCUACAGCGGCUGGCCCGGCUCGGCCGGCUGCGGCCCGGUCUCAAACUGGCCGUGCACGGCGCCGAGCUGACCGGGCAGCAGGAGCCCUGCUCGCCGCUCGAGGUUUCCUCAGAGACGUUUCUGCGGUUUUCAACCAACUCGUGUCGUCGCGCGCGGUGGGACGCGCGGCUCGGUUACCAUAGCAACCCGGCGCCGUUCGCCAGCUGUCUGAGCGCCGUGCUGCCAGAUGGCGGCUCGGCUGCCAGACUGGACGUCGCUGUGGCACGGGUGUACCCGAUGCUCUACUACGAGAAGGAAGAGAGCGGAGGAGUGUUCCGGACGGCGCGCUGUGAGCGGCGGCGCGCUGCCGCGGCCGAGGCGGCCCGUGAGUCCCGCAUGGAGCGUCUGUAUGCCGCCGUGGAGCGGCAGCUGGGCAGCCAGGAGCGCCCGGCGGGGGCGGGGGUGGUGCGGCGGCCCGUCAGCCGCGCCACCGUCCGCCAACUCAGCACCGGACAGCAGAUCUACGAGUGUGUGGCGGCCGCCGCCGAUCCCGGCAGCGUCGAGGCGCUGCUGACGGACCAGCAGAAGGAGCUGGCGUCCGAGUACCAGCGCCACAGACAGGAGGAGCACCGCGGCAGGGUGGAGGCAGAGUUCCGAGCCCGGCUACAGGAGGAGGCGCAGACCCUGCGGCCGGCCGCGCCGCUCCUCAAGGUCCGACUGGCCGGCAAGAAUAACGCGCCCGCCAGUGGCGCCAUCCUCACACUCUGGCGGCCGUCAGACGAACUACAGACGUUCCUGGCAGAGGGCAAAUCCGUGUCCCUACUGGGGGUGACAGCCAACGGCAAACGUAACGGCGUGCUGCAGCUCUCUGCCGGCUCCCAGCUGCGCGUCCAGCCGGGCCCGGCCGGUCUGAGCUGCCCGCCGCGCGUCCUGGCCUCUGCGGUAUCGCUGGCCGCCGGCCGUCCUCCGUUCGGCGAGCUGGACGUGGCAGCUCUGGUGGUGCGGGUGACGCCGGGAGCGGCGGACAGCCAGACGGUGCACCUCUGUGACCGCGGGGGCACGCUGCUAGCGGCCGUCUGCUGGCCAGGACUGAAGUCGCUGGGUCUGGACGAGCUGGUGGUGCCGGGCGCGGUGCUGGCGUUCUCCAACCUCCAGCUGUGCUCCGCUGGCGCCCGGCCGCCGCUCUGCUCCCUGUCUGACCGGGCAGAGGUCAGCCGGCGACCCACGGCGCGGCACCUGACCGACGAGCUGAGACUGCUGGUCGAGACCAUGGCGAAGUGCUCUGAUUUCGAGGCGUCGGCUGGCGCCGCGCUGGACUCGGCGCUGGCGGCGGCUCCGGGCCGCACCAUGUCCCCGGCGGUGGUCGGUCCGUUCCGGUCGCCGGUACCUUGCGGGGCGCCCUCCCCCGGAACACCGGUCGGUGCGGGCGGGCCGGGACAGCCGGCCGGCGGCGGCACACACACCGGCGCAGGCUGGAGUCCCGCCGAGUCUGCCCUGUGUGCCGGCGCGGACGGCGACGGCUCGGUCCGACCCGCCCAGCGCCGGCUGCAGGCGCUCACCCGGUACGGCCCGGCGCCGCCCAUCAGUCCCCUGGUGUCGCCCGUGCCGGCGGGCCUGCGGCGGCCGUUCCGCAGCCCGCGCCCCACGAUCGGCGACCACCGGCCCGGCGCGGCAGUCGGCGAAGCCGGGACGGACGGCGGGACCGCCGCGCCCACCACCGCCGGCGGAGACAGCGGAGCGGCGGCCGAGAUAAUCCGACUGGCCAAACUGGAGCUGCCCUCGGCGGCCACCGACAGCCCGCCCAUCGAACCCGAGUCCCAGCUGGUCUGAUGUGGGAUCGGCGGGGCUUCGAGCGACUACAUCGUGUACCCCAGUCCCCGCUGGUCUGAUCUAGCUGAGACAUUGAGUCCCAGCUGGUCUGAUGAGGGAUCGGCGGGCCUUCGAGCGACUACAUCGAGUACCCCAGUCCUCGAAGGUCUGAUGAAGCUGAGCCCCUGAGUCCCAGAUGGAUGAAAUGACGGACGGAACGCCGAUGGGGCCGGUAUAGCCUCUGAACAGUUGGACAUCCAUCUUGGAGUGUGACAGUGGAAACGGGUAAACGAUACCGUUACUGGUCCAGAGAUUGACCAGUGCUGAUUGUCAUGCAGUCAUCACCGAGCUCCAUGAAAGCUGCUGAGCUCUACUCACGCUCUUCGUGCCU
Molecule: messenger RNA, 6935 nt
Organism: Amphibalanus amphitrite
Lineage: Eukaryota; Metazoa; Arthropoda; Thecostraca; Balanomorpha; Balanidae
Product: breast cancer type 2 susceptibility protein-like
Exons: 13
Coding region: 143-6565 (2140 amino acids)
Biological process (GO): regulation of DNA-templated transcription; double-strand break repair via homologous recombination
Source: RefSeq, a predicted model, not a curated record